Messenger RNA from Colossoma macropomum (tambaqui), 2357 nucleotides. It is a transcript of the gene ess2, whose product is annotated as ess-2 splicing factor homolog. The record is from RefSeq and is a predicted model, not a curated record. The transcript has 10 exons. Gene Ontology annotation, cellular component: catalytic step 2 spliceosome. The coding region runs from base 320 to 1708 and encodes 462 amino acids. Lineage: Eukaryota; Metazoa; Chordata; Actinopteri; Characiformes; Serrasalmidae.
AGAAGCGCCUGACUGCGGAGGUUAACACGUUCGGUUGCCGUUUGUUUAUAUUUUUCUGAAAAAAAAAACUAAAACAGAAAUAAAAUAUGCUUUAUUUGGGGUUUAUGUAAUAUUUAUCAUUAACGUCAAGAGUGUAGUGUAGAGUUCGGGGCUCAUGUAAGUCAGAAAGGAGAGAAAUAUUGCGGAAUUUGAGGCGAAUUGACAGAGGACAACAACAGUCAGCUGAGAAUUAAUCAGAGUCAGAUUAAUCAGAAACAUCAUCAGCGCUCAGUUUAUGCUGAGUAGUUUAUUGUGGUGUAGAUAAAGCUGUGAGUGGAUUAUGGAGUCCAGCUCUGGAGCUGUGGUGAGUUUCUCUGAGAAACCUGCAGAGAAGAAUGAGAAACAGCGCAAAAUACUACAGGAGGAGCAAUAUAUACAGAAUCUGGAGAAAAUCAUUCAAAGGGAUUUCUUCCCAGAUGUGUCCAAGCUGCAGGCACAGAAGGAUUAUCUGGAGGCAGAGGAGAGCGGAGAUCUGGAGAGAAUGCGCGAGAUCGCCAUCAAAUACGGCUCCGCUAUGGCCAAAUAUACACCACGCACAUACGUGCCCUAUGUGACUCCAUCUACGUUUGAGACGCCUGACGGCCGUGCAGUUUCUCCAUCUGCUUCACACAGCAAACCCAGAACCACAGAGGACGGAAGUAAAGACGGCGCAAAAGAAGAAGAGAAGGAGCUUCCUUCUUUGGAUCGUUUUCUAGCUAAAAACACAAGUGAAGAUAACGCAUCCUUUGAGCAGAUAAUGGCUCUGGCGAAAGACAAAGAGAAGCUGAAGCACGCCUGGCUGUACGAGGCAGAGGAUGAGUUCAGACAGCGUCGCGAGGAGAACCUGGCUCUACCGUCGUCGGAGAAGCAGGCGCUGGAGUGUUCAAAGGCUGGAGUGGAGACGUGGGAGUACAAGGCAAAAAACGCUCUGAUGUACUAUCCUGAAGGUGUGAAGGACGACACGGUGUUUAAGAAGCCACGCGAGGUCGCCUAUAAGAACACGCGGUUCGAUGUGGACCCAUUCUCUAAAGCUCUAAAUAAAUCCCAGAUCCAGCAGGCUGCCGCUCUGAACGCACAGUUCAAAUUGGGGAAAGUUGGUCCGGAUGGUAAAGAGCUCCUCCCUCACGAGUCUCCCAAAGUGAACGGUUACGGGUUUGUGGGGGCGCCCUCACCUGCGCCGGGAGUGUCCGAGUCUCCGUUGAUGACAUGGGGUGAGAUCGAGUCCACUCCAUUCCGGCUGGACGGGUCAGAAACGCCGAUCAUAGAGAGGAGCCACGGCCCGUCAUUCAAGAUUCCAGAGCCCGGCAGGAGAGAGCGUCUGGGGCUGAAAAUGGCCAAUGAAGUCGCAGCCAAAAACAGAGCGAAAAAGCAGGAAGCUCUGCGCAAAGUGACAGAGAACCUGGCCAGUCUGACCCCUAAAGGUCUGAGUCCGGCUGCGUUGUCGCCUGCGCUCCAGAGGCUGGUAAACAGGUCAUCCAGUAAAUACACGGAUAAGGCGCUGCGGGCGAGCUACACUCCCUCGCCCUCUCACCGCAGCCUCAGCUCUAAAACUCCACACGGUGGUGCUCUGACGCCCUCGGGAACGCCCACGCCCAGCAAAACCAAAACGCCCGCCGCGCACGAUCCCACGUCCAUCACCGACGACCUGCUGCAGCUGCCCAAGAGGAGGAAAGCGUCCGAUUACUUCUGAUCAUGCUGAACAGUGAACUGGACUAAACGCCCCCUGCUGGUGAAGAAGGGCAGAGACUUAAAACUCAAACGAAAAGCACACACGUCUUAAACACUGCAAAUCCAGUCAAUAUAACUGUUAUUUCCCAAUAUUCUACCUGUUUAUAGACAUUAUUACCUGUUUUAUGUCAUUGUAGCCAGUAAAACUGUCUUAUUUAGUAGGUAGUUUUACACUUAAUGAUUUAAUUUCUUCAGGAAAGUUAUUCCCCAGUGCAGUUAGAACUUGACUUAAGAUGACACAACAAGUAAAAAUGUCUCAGAGUAGGUUAAUUUUAUAUUAUUCUCUCAUUAUGAGAAAAUUUAGAUAUAUUGACUUGAUCAACAAUAUUUAGUUAUUUUUCACAGUCCUGUGGCUCCAGUAUGAGUCUGGUUCAAUUUUCACUGCAUAGAGAAUUAAUCAUUUUGAUAUUGGAGCAGCAGUGUGGUGACUUUUAUUUGGUUAAAAGUAAAAUCGUUUGGAAAGCCUGGACUGUGACUUUAAAUCUCCAAAAGGGUGAAAGCUAAAGGCUGUAAAACCCUCUGAAUGUUCAUUAUGUUUGAGUUUGUAUAAUUUUGUACAGUGUAUAAAUGCGCAGACGUUUUGGUUCAAAAUAAGAGCGAUUUUUCAAAAC